UUGAACUGUGUUCUGUUAUUUUUUGAAAUGGGCUUCUUAACGUUUGCCCUGCUGGGCUUGGCAUUAGCCUUAUUGUACAACUUCUAUCAAAAUACUUUUAACUACUGGAAGAAUCGUGGAGUGCCUUCUGAACGCCCUCUUCCUAUUAUUGGCAAUAUGAAAGGCAUUGGAAAUAAAUAUCACUUUCGUGAUAUUAAUGGCAGACUCUAUAAAAAAUUCAAAGGCACUGCGCCAUUCGCGGGCAUGUACUUAUUCUUCAAACGAGUCGCUUUCAUAAUGGAUCUUGAUCUUGUCAAACAAGUUCUUAUUAAGGACUUCAAGAACUUUCAGGAUCGUGGAGUUUUCAACAACGCUCGUGACGAGCCUCUAACGGGGCAUUUGUUCAGUCUCGAGGGCGAAGAAUGGAAAGCUAUGAGACAUAAGUUGACACCGGUUUUCACCUCCGGCAAGAUGAAGCACAUGUUCAGCACUGUCGUUCAGGUCAGUGAACAUUUGACCAGCACAAUGGGUAAAUAUGCAAGUGCUGCGGCCACAGAUGGAGGAGAUGUGGAGAUCAAGGAACUGUGUACACGCUUCACCACAGAUGUUAUUGGUACUUGUGCCUUUGGCUUAGAAUGCAACAGUUUGGCGGAUCCCAAUGCUGAAUUCCGCUCCAAAAGUCGUAUGUUGGCAGAGAAACCGCGUCAUAACCAGCUAAUUCAAGCCUUCAUAGUUACCAAUGGAAGGCUCGCUGCAAAAUUGAGAAUGAAGGUUAUGCGAGAUGAUCUGCAUGAGUUCUUUUUAAACGCUGUUCGAUCGACAGUUGAUUAUCGACUUAAGAAUAACAUUAAACGGAAUGAUUUCCUUGAUCAGUUAAUCCAAUUGCGUGCAGAAAAUCAGGAGGAAGCUCGUCGAGGUAAUGGAAUUGAUCUCUCAAAAGGACUGACUAUUGAGCAAAUGGCAGCACAAUCUUUUGUUUUCUUUGUUGCCGGAUUCGAAACAUCUUCCAGCACCAUGGCCUUCUGCCUUUAUGAAUUGGCUCUUCAGCAAGAUAUUCAACAGCGUUUACGCGAUGAGAUUGAAAAAGUGUGCGAAGAGGUGUCCAAUGGAGAACUUACUUACGAAGCCAUGAACCAAAUGACUUAUUUGGAACAAGUACUUGCAGAAACGCUGCGAAAACAUCCAAUUGUACCUCACUUACAGCGGGUGGCAAGCGUAGACUAUAAGGUACCUGGCACUGAUAAGAUCAUCGAGAAGGGAACAACACUCUUAAUACCUGUGCACAAUAUUCAUCACGAUCCCGAAAUUUAUCCCGAUCCCGAUCGUUUUGAUCCUUCGCGUUUCGAACCUGAAGCUAUCAAGGCUCGUCAUCCAUAUGCCUACUUGCCAUUUGGAGAUGGUCCUCGCAACUGCAUUGGUGAACGAUUUGGCAAAAUGCAGGCCAAGAUUGGUCUGAUCUCGCUAUUGCGUCACUUUAAGUUUGGCGUAUCUGAUCGCACCGAAAUACCGUUAAUCCUUGCAACCCGCAACUUCACAUUGAACACUAAAUAUGGCAUUCACCUUAAGGUGGACAAAAUUUGAGA
Drosophila albomicans is the source of this 1562-nucleotide messenger RNA. RefSeq names its product probable cytochrome P450 6a14. NCBI's taxonomy places the organism in Eukaryota, Metazoa, Arthropoda, Insecta, Diptera, Drosophilidae. The transcript has 2 exons. Gene Ontology annotation, molecular function: oxidoreductase activity, acting on paired donors, with incorporation or reduction of molecular oxygen; monooxygenase activity; iron ion binding. Bases 28 to 1560 code for a protein of 510 amino acids. The record is from RefSeq and is a predicted model, not a curated record.